Molecule: messenger RNA, 1184 nt
Organism: Eruca vesicaria subsp. sativa (arugula)
Lineage: Eukaryota; Viridiplantae; Streptophyta; Magnoliopsida; Brassicales; Brassicaceae
Source: the annotation of a GenBank genome assembly
CGUCUCUCCCCCGCGACUUUUCUCGUGUUUCCGCAGUCACCAAUAACAUUAGGUUAAAGCUGAAAAGGGUCUGAUUCGUUUGGUUUCAAGAUCUGAAGAGGAAAGUGAUGGGUACUCACAUCAAUUUCAACAGCUUAGGCGUAGUAGACUCUGCAGGAGGCAAUGGGAGUGACAAUAACCAGUCAAAGCCAUUGGGGAGGCAGUCUUCGUUAUAUUCGUUAACAUUUGAUGAGCUUCAGAGCACAUUAGGUGAGCCAGGGAAAGAUUUUGGGUCAAUGAAUAUGGAUGAGCUUCUCAAGAACAUAUGGACUGCUGAGGAAACUCAAGCCAUCAUGACAACUACACCCUCCAUUGCAGCCGUGCAACCAGGAGGGAAUCUUCUACAGAGGCAAGGCUCCUUGACUCUGCCUAGAACGUUUAGUCAGAAAACUGUUGAUGAGGUCUGGAAAAACUUGGUGUCCAAAGAUAGUUCUAAUGGGAGGGAUGCGCCUGAGAGGCAGGGGACUUUAGGGGAAAUGACUUUGGAGGAUUUCUUGCUCCGAGCUGGUGUUGUGAAAGAAGAUAAUAACUGUAGUCAACAGAAUCAAAACACUAGUAGUGAGUUUUAUGGUAACAACGGUGUUUCUGCUGGUUUGGGAUUUGGAUUUGGUCAGCCAAAUCAAAACAACAUAUCAUUCAACGGCAACAGUAGUUCUAUGAUCUUGAAUCAAGCACCAGCAACAAUGCAGCAGCAGCCACACCAACAUCAGCUUCAGCAAUCACAUCAGAGAUUGCCUCCAACUAUUUAUCCAAAGCAAGCGAAUGUGAACAAUAAUAGUGGUUUUGCUGCUAUGGGAAAAGCAGGGGUUACUAUUGUAUCUACUUCCCCCGGGACGAGUGCAGAAAACAAUGCUUGGUCAGCACCAGUUCCUUAUAUGUUUGGUCAGGGAAGGAGAAGCAAUACAGGAGUGGAAAAGGUUGUUGAGAGAAGACAAAAGAGAAUGAUCAAGAAUCGAGAGUCAGCUGCUAGAUCAAGGGCAAGAAAGCAGGCUUACACCUUGGAACUCGAAGCCGAGAUUGAGAACCUCAAGCAACGGAAUCAAGAUUUGCAGAGAAAACAGGUGUGUCUAAAGGAAUCCCCAAAGCAGCGUCCGUGGCUGGCCAAAACGCAAUGCUUGAGAAGAACCCUUACUGGUCCAUGGUAA